AUGGCCUCUUCGGGGAGCCAGAAGGGUCCAAAGAGUGUCAAGCUGGACGAGGCGCAAGCCUUAGCCAAGAGCUGCGCGGGCAGACCGGACUUUCUGCCGUGCGACGGACUGUCUGUGUGCGCAACCCAUAGGCACGGGAAGUGCUUCAAGUUGCACUGGUGCUGUCACCUCGGCUGGUGUCAUUGUAAGUACGUGUACCAGCCAAUGACCACUGUGGGCCAGCUCCCCAGUACGCCAGUGCCUGCCGGUCCAUCUCAUUACACAGACUCUAUGGAUCUGUCAAUAUCCCUGACAGAGCGUUUCCUGAGAACAGCUCCGUGCUUCCUGCCCCCCCUUUACCCAGACUCACCCAAGUACUGCGACAUUUCACAGCUCUUCAUCGACGACUACGUCAUCAAACGCAUCAACGGCAAAAUGUGCUACGUGCAGCGGCCCGUCCCCCCGGCUCCGCCCACACCUCCUCCACAGCCCCGCCCACCCCGUCAAAGCCCACAGCUCCAGAGCCAGUGCCGCUCGCCCAACCCUCAUUUAGGGACGAUCGAAGGACCCAAAAUGGACCACUGCUCCUCUCCGUCCAGCUCCGAGGACUCUGGGAUCAGUGCUCUGGGUGUUCACUACCCUCAGUCUUGUGAGGAAGACUCUGAUGAGGAGGAAGAGCCAGAUGAGCUCAGCACAGAUGGGAGCUCCAGCCGCGGGAGCUUGUGGGACCAAGAGGACUGCUCUCUGCUGUCCCCCUCUAAGUCAGUUGUGGAGAUAAUUGAAAAUAUUGAAACCACAGUGUGA
Molecule: messenger RNA, 783 nt
Organism: Chanos chanos (milkfish)
Lineage: Eukaryota; Metazoa; Chordata; Actinopteri; Gonorynchiformes; Chanidae
Product: UPF0524 protein C3orf70 homolog B
Exons: 2
Coding region: 1-783 (260 amino acids)
Biological process (GO): nervous system development
Source: RefSeq, a predicted model, not a curated record